AUGGCUGUGUCGGAACUGGAAGAGGACAUCAAGAUCAUCUCGGGAACAGAGAGUGCAAGGCCCAGGGAGCUCUCCCCAGGGGAAUGCUGUCGAUUUUUUGGAGACAAUGGCUUGACUUUGAAGGUGUUUUUUACCAAGGCAGCACCUUUCGGUGUUCUUUGGACACUCACAAACUACCUGUACUUACAUGCAAUAAAGAAAAUAAAUACUACGGAUGUCUCCGUGUUGUUCUGCUGCAACAAAGCUUUUGUGUUCUUGCUCUCAUGGAUCGUUCUCAGGGACAGGUUCAUGGGAGUGAGGAUCGUGGCUGCCAUCCUCGCCAUCGCGGGCAUCGUGAUGAUGACCUACGCCGAUGGCUUCCACAGCCACUCCGUCAUCGGCAUCGCUCUGGUGGUGGGCUCUGCAUCCAUGUCGGCUCUCUACAAGGUUCUCUUCAAGCUCCUGCUGGGCAGCGCGAAGUUUGGAGAAGCUGCCUUAUUCCUUUCCAUCCUGGGUGUGUUCAACAUCCUCUUCAUCACCUGCAUCCCUGUCAUCCUCUACUUCACCAAAGUGGAAUACUGGAGCUCCUUCGAUGACAUUCCAUGGGGAAACCUUUGUGGAUUUUCCAUUCUCUUAUUGACAUUCAAUAUUGUAUUAAAUUUUGGAAUUGCUGUUACAUAUCCCACGCUGAUGUCUCUCGGAAUCGUCCUCAGUGUUCCUGUGAAUGCAGUGGUGGAUCACUACACCAGUCAGAUAGUCUUCAACGGGGUUCGGGUCAUCGCCAUCAUCAUCAUUGGUCUGGGCUUCCUCCUCCUGCUCCUGCCAGAGGAGUGGGACGUCUGGUUGAUCAAGCUGCUCACCCGACUCAAAGUGAGGAAGAAGGAGGAGACAGCAGAGGGUGGUGCGGACCUGGGCUCGGGGCCCCAGAACAGGAGCAGAAGAGCCCGCCCUUCCUUUGCACGCUAGGGCUGCGCCUCUGAGACUCUGGGGAAGCCCCAGCGGUUAUGAUUUGGUCUUCUGCUGGGAGGAGACUCGGUGGGUUAAGGUGUACAUACCUGUACAGUUUUGGUAAUCUGCAGUAAGUUCUACGGUAUUUAUUGGCAUGUCCAACUUGCUUGCACUUUCCACAUCAGACCUUCCACUUAUGGAAACCAAUUCAAUACGGUAGAGAAAAAGAACCUCUCAGCGCUUUUUCAAUGAAUGUAAAGUAGGUUAAAAUGAGCCUUGCAUCGACCGCUUUGGAAGACAGGCGUGUUUUGAAUCUUAGCAACUGAAAUGACAUUGUACACUGUGAUUAUUUUUCAGCUAUAGUAGGUCAUAUUUUGUUUUAUAUCAGAGCUGUACUUUUAAUUUUAAGAAAUUUCAAUGAACCAAAAGAUAACUGUCAGUUAAUCUGGAUGGAUGGAUG
Octodon degus (degu) is the source of this 1387-nucleotide messenger RNA. RefSeq names its product solute carrier family 35 member F3 (gene Slc35f3). Gene Ontology annotation, biological process: thiamine transport. The transcript has 6 exons. Bases 1 to 945 code for a protein of 314 amino acids. The record is from RefSeq and is a predicted model, not a curated record. Lineage: Eukaryota; Metazoa; Chordata; Mammalia; Rodentia; Octodontidae. Gene Ontology annotation, cellular component: membrane.